AUGGGGUUCGAGUGGCCGUGGCAGUACAAUUUCCCCCCUUUCUACACAUUACAACCUAAUGUUGAUACAAGACAGAAACAGCUGUCAGCAUGGAGUUCCUUAGUCCUCUCAUACUGCAGGCACAAUAAACUGUACACAUUGAAUGUAAUGGAAAUCCAGGAAAGCCCACUAUUUAACAACAAGAAAAUACAAAGAAAAUUGUCUUUGGAAUCUGUUCAGGUGGUCUUAGAGGAACUCAGGAAAAAAGGUAACUUGGAAUGGUUGGAUAAAACCAAAUCCAGGUUCCUGAUCAUGUGGAGGAGACCAGAUGAGUGGGGCAAAGUCAUUUACCAAUGGGUUUCGAAAAAUGGAAUGACAAAUUCUGUAUUCACACUCUAUGAGCUGAUAAGUGGUGAUGACACAGUGGGAGAAGAGUUUCAUGGAUUGGAAGAGGCUAUGCUACUUCGGUCAUUGGAAGCCUUGCAGCUAGAACAUAAAGCAGAGAUGAUUACACUAAAUGACAGCAGAGGAGUCAAGUUUUUUUAAUGUAUGUUUUUUUUCCAGAUGCCAACUACCAGAUAGAUCUCGAAACAAUUUUAUAGCAGUGCAGGAAUUCUGGUUUUCAAGUGUACCAGACGUUGCAAGUGUGCAUAUAUCUUGGGUUUUGGAGCCAGUGUCUCAGGAUACAGCUUACACUGGAUGAACUUGCUGGAAUAUGAAGUUCUAUUUUUUAUUCAUGCAUUUUGUGUGUGUGCGUGUAUGACAAGAUGGUUCUAUUUCCUCUUUACACUCCUUUCAGAAUAAAUAUCUAAGCUGAUAUCAAAACAACAUAAAUGA
Pelobates fuscus (common spadefoot toad) is the source of this 816-nucleotide messenger RNA. It is a transcript of the gene VPS25, whose product is annotated as vacuolar protein sorting 25 homolog. Gene Ontology annotation, cellular component: ESCRT II complex. The record is from RefSeq and is a predicted model, not a curated record. The transcript has 6 exons. NCBI's taxonomy places the organism in Eukaryota, Metazoa, Chordata, Amphibia, Anura, Pelobatidae. Gene Ontology annotation, molecular function: structural molecule activity; protein homodimerization activity. Bases 1 to 525 code for a protein of 174 amino acids. Gene Ontology annotation, biological process: protein transport to vacuole involved in ubiquitin-dependent protein catabolic process via the multivesicular body sorting pathway.